Messenger RNA from Sitophilus oryzae (rice weevil), 489 nucleotides. Its product is annotated as ATP-dependent DNA helicase PIF1-like. The transcript is spliced from 2 exons. NCBI's taxonomy places the organism in Eukaryota, Metazoa, Arthropoda, Insecta, Coleoptera, Curculionidae. The coding region runs from base 1 to 489 and encodes 162 amino acids. The record is from RefSeq and is a predicted model, not a curated record.
AUGCGUGACAGCUCGAGAAAAAUAGUCUUCCUCAAUACCCGCAAACCGGAGCAACGUUAUAAAGUGUUGAAGUUUACUGAAGACGGUCAAGCAGCUGAUAUAAAUAAGACUGGAGGCUUACCAUCAGUACUUGAAAUAUUUGUAGGAGCAAAAGUAAUGUUGCGGUCCAACAUUGACGUUACAAAAGGAUUGGUAAAUGGUGCUAUAGGCCACAUUACAGAAAUUGUUUGGCCUCAGUUCCGUCGAACCCAAAUGUACGAAACAGAUGUACCAUCAGUUUGGAUUGACGGCAUACACGUUAUACACCCGAAAGCCAUACAGUUUCCAGCAAAAUUCAAUUAUGGUACGGCUGAAAGAAGGAUGUUACCCUUAAUUUUGUCAUGGGCAUCCACCGUCCAUAAAAUGCAGGGCAGCACAGUCGACCAUGCAGUAGUGUAUUUGGGCUCAAAAUUGUUUGAGGAAGGGCAAGCAUACGUGGCUCUAAGUUGA